AUGGAACAGACUCAAAAUUUAGAUUAUAAUAUAAAAGAAAAAUUAUCAAUGAAAAUAACAAAAUUUGAAGAUCUAUCAAAUGAAAUAAUUUAUGAGGUUUUCGACUAUUUAAAUCAUCUUGAAACAGUUUAUUCAUUUUAUGAUCUUAAUGAAAGAUUUCAAAAUUCCCUUAUUAAUUCAAACUAUCCACUUCACAUUAAUAUCUCAUCAAUAUUAGCAUCGAAGUUUCAAUUUACCAUAACAAAUAUCAUUAAUUCACAUUGUUAUCGAAUAAAAACACUUCGUUUAUCAAAUCCAUUUGCUUCUGAUAUGUUUCUAUUCAUCUUUAGACAAAUAUCAAACAUUAAUCAACUUCAAUCAUUAAUUCUUAGUCAAAUUUCAUAUGAUAAUUCUUUAAACAAAAUUAUAAAUUCUCUACAUUUAUUUUCAAAGUUAAUUUCAUUGACAAUAAAAACAAUUGAUAAAGUUAGAAACCAAAAUGAUAUAUAUUUAAAAAUCUUUCAACUAUCUUCUCUUAAAUAUUGUCGAUUGUCAAUAAAAUCUUCAGAAUUACCAGUUUCUGUACCUUUGGCUACAAAUCAAUUAAGCUCAAUUGAAUAUUUAAGUAUCGAAAAUUGUGUUUCAAUUACUCAAAUGAAUAACUUAUUAUCAUAUAUUCCACAUAUUCGUUAUCUAACAUUUGAAAACGUGGCUGUAGACCUUCAUUCGCAUUAUCAAAUAUUUAAUACAUAUAAUCAACUAUUCAAUAUAAAUACUUUAACUAAUAUAUCUCUUCAAUUGUAUUCUAUUGGUUUUAAUCAAUUGGAAUCAUUGUUCAGUGAUGUUUAUUAUCAUAUUAAAGUUUUACGUCUUUCACCAUGUCUUAAAUUUCAAUCUUUGGAAUAUUUAAAUGCUAAUCGUUGGGAACAAUUAAUUAGAAAUCAUCUUCCAAGUUUACGUAUCUUUGAUUAUUAUUGUGAAUUUAUCUUUCACAGAUACUUAUCUAGUCGUUUUGAAUAUAAAGCCGCCAUUCAACAAUUUCGUUCUCCAUUCUGGAUUGAACGACAAUGGUUUUUUCAAUCUGAUUGUGAUCACCAACAGCUUUUUGGUCGUGGAUAUCAUCCAAAAAUAUAUCGUCAUAUUAUGUUUUAUUCAAUAAAUUCAUCAAGACGAAAAUGUUAUAUUUUAUCCAAUCAAUUAUACGAAACAAGUAUUAAUUUAAUCAAACAUCUUCAAAUUCCGAAAAUAUACUUAAUUAUAAACUUUCAUGAUUAUCUUCCUCAUGUUACUCAAUUAACUUUUUUAAAUACUUUCAAAAUGCCUCGUUACGAUUAUUAUUUUAUUCCAAACAGUUUGAAUCGAAUUAUUCCAUUAAAACAAUUAACAAAAUUAACUUUACAUUGCUAUUGUCCUUUCUGUGGUAUUAUUGAAUUACUUUAUCUAACAUCAAACGUUCAUACAUUAGAACUGGAUUCAUUUGAUAAACCGAAUUUUCUUUCAAUUGAAAACAAUAAUACAUUUCAUUUACUAUUACAUGCAAAUCAAAUCAAAAAUUUAACUAUUCGAAAAGUAGUCAUAUUAGAUCAAGUCAAAUUACUUGUUCAUCUUUGUCCUCAACUAGAAUCUUUGACAAUUAAUUUUCAUCGAAAUGAUUUAAAUUCAAUUAUACAAUUUAUUUUAUUGGAAACGAAAUGUCAUAUUCGAUAUUUAUCAUCGUUAUAUAUUUUAAAACGAUUUAAAGAUUUUUUAAAAUUAAUCAAAAACUUAAUUGAUUCAGAAAAACUUCUUGAUGAUUAUGAGAUAAAAAUUAUCAAUGGACGAGUUUAUUUAUGUUGGUAA
Adineta ricciae is the source of this 1818-nucleotide messenger RNA. The record is from the annotation of a GenBank genome assembly. NCBI's taxonomy places the organism in Eukaryota, Metazoa, Rotifera, Eurotatoria, Adinetida, Adinetidae.